Molecule: messenger RNA, 2020 nt
Organism: Centruroides sculpturatus (bark scorpion)
Lineage: Eukaryota; Metazoa; Arthropoda; Arachnida; Scorpiones; Buthidae
Product: sodium-dependent phosphate transporter 1-B-like
Exons: 9
Coding region: 5-1309 (434 amino acids)
Biological process (GO): phosphate ion transmembrane transport
Cellular component (GO): membrane
Molecular function (GO): phosphate transmembrane transporter activity
Source: RefSeq, a predicted model, not a curated record
AGUUAUGCUAGAACCGCAGUCCCACGAGAUUUUAUGGAUUAUUAUAGUAGGUUUCAUUAUCGCAUUCUUUUUGGCAUUUGGAGUUGGCGCUAACGAUGUGGCAAAUUCAUUCGGAACAUCUGUCGGAUCUAAAGUACUUACUCUUCGCCAAGCUUGUAUACUUGCAACGAUUUUUGAAAUAUUAGGAGCUGUUCUAAUGGGGUAUAAAGUUUCUGAUACAGUGAGAAAAGAUAUUUUUGAUGUAAACAUGUUUGCUAAUAACGAAAAAGAAUUAAUGCUUGGAAAUUUAGCAGCUUUGUCUGGUAGCGCCAUUUGGAAUAUUAUAGCCACGUUUUUUCGUCUUCCAAUUUCCGGGACCCAUAGUAUUGUAGGAGCAGUAGUAGGAUUUACCUUAGUUUCCAGAGGUUUUUAUGGAGUGCAAUGGCGAUCGAUUGGAAUGAUUGUGGCUUCCUGGUUCCUUUCGCCCGUGCUCUCUGGAAUUUUUUCCACCGCUAUCUUUUUGGGAAUACAAUUUUUCAUCCUGAAAAAGAGUGAUCAAUUAGAACCUGGACUCAGAUCAUUACCAUUCUUUUAUGGAUUUACAAUUUUAAUUAAUAUUUUUUCUAUUGUUCAUGAUGGUCCAUCAAUGUUAAAAUUUGAUGAAGUACCAUGGUGGGGUGUCUUGAUAUUAUCAGUUGGAUUAGGAUUUCUUACUGGUCUCUCUGUAUUUUGUUUUCUUGUACCUUAUCAAAGAAAAACAAUUACAGGUAAAUACAAUAACAAAGAAAGUGAUGAAAAUAAAAAUUCAUUAGAUGAUCGGCCAGAAACAUUCAGAAUUUUUUCAUAUUUACAAAUUUUGACUGCAGUAUUUGGUUCGUUUGCUCAUGGAGGAAAUGAUGUCAGUAAUGCAAUUGGGCCACUUAUAGCAAUGUGGAUGAUAUUCAUGGAUGGUAAUGUAUAUCAAGAAGGUGAAACCCCUUUCUAUAUACUUUUAUAUGGUGGCUUAGGAAUUACUGUUGGUUUAUGGGUUUGGGGUCAAAAAGUAAUACAAACUUUAGGAGAAGAUCUUACUAAAAUAACACCAUCAAGUGGUUUUACAAUUGAAAUUGGAGCAGCUUCAACAGUGCUUUUAGCUUCAAAACUUGGUUUACCGAUCAGCACAACUCACUGUAAAGUUGGAUCUGUAGUUUUUGUUGGCUGGACACGUUCCCGGCAAGGUGUAGACUGGAGUCUGUUUCGUAACAUCGUACUAGCCUGGAUUUUAACACUUCCCAUAACUGGUGGAAUAGCAGCCAUUCUUAUGGCCAUUUUUAAUGCAACGCUUGUCUAAAUUGAUAAAACAAACUUAAUAUUAUCAUUCCGAAAAGUAAAAACUCUGUUAUACAGCUUGACGUAACAAGGCAAUGCAGCUACAAAAUUACAUAAUGUGAAAAGAAUUAUAUUUUUGAGUAAUGAUGAUCAAAUGUAUUAUAAUCAUACACAUAUGCAUAUAAUAUAAAAUAUUUGUAUAUUGUCUGAAUUAACCAGAUUUUUAUAAAUAUUGGAAUGUUAUCUAUUUAUUUUGGAAUAGUAUUUUUAGUUGCAGAGAUAAUACAGUCAACCCUCAAUUUUAUAUUUUUCUCAGAAAAAAACAAUAACAAAUAAUCUUGAAAUUUAAAGGUUGUGAGAAGUAAUGUCAGUUAUUAUUAGUUAUGUUAAAGAAAUCAAUAUAUCUAGUUUAUGAUAUUAACAGUCACUGAAAUUUAAUUACAAUAAUUUAAUUACUAAUUCAAUAUAAAUACUUAUUUUUUUUUUAUAAAGAUAAGUAUUAAAUUAAAUUAAGUAGUAAAUUAAGUUAUAUUAUAUGAAAUAAAAGAAGUUGUCUAAUAUUAAAUAUUCCUAAGACAAAUUCAAUAGAACUACUUAUUUGAAUAGAAGAACAUUUUAUCAAAGUCAUUGUUUUCAUAUUAUUUUUAAUCCAUUUUCAAAAUUAAUUUCAAAUACAAGAUAAAAUUCACACAAAAAGAAAUGUUUUAAGUAAAUUUGAAGUUAAAUUGGAUAU